UUUACUACUCUCUUUCCGGUUGGCUUUCGGACGAAAGUUGUCUACUUUAUUCAGUUUUCCACAACUCGGCAUAUUAUUGUAGGAAGAAAGAUGCCGUCUGUAACGCUUAAGGACGUUGACCAGCACAAAUUCGUAAAGGCUUUCGCAGCCUUUUUGAAAAAAACUGGCAAAAUGCGAGUGCCAGAAUGGGUUGACAUCGUAAAAUCUGCACGCUUCAAGGAACUUGCCCCGUACGAUCCAGAUUGGUACUACAUUAGAUGCGCGGCUUUGGUUCGUCAUAUUUAUAUUCGUAGUCCAAUUGGUGUUGGAGCAGUAACAAAAAUCUUUGGAGGACGCAAACGCAAUGGCACCCAUCCCAGCCACUUCUGCCGAUCUGCAGGUGGUGUUGCCCGUAAAGCUCUUCAAAGCUUGGAACAACUGAAACUCAUUGAAAAAGCUCCACUGGGUGGACGUAAGCUCACCAGUCAAGGUCGUAGAGAUUUAGAUCGUAUUGCUGCACAAGUGAAAGCAAAAAGCAAGAAACAACUUAAGCUACAAGAGACUCUUGUUCUUUAAUUUUUCUGUUUCUAUAAUAAAAAUGAAAAAAUUGUA
This is a messenger RNA of Bombus pyrosoma, 591 nucleotides long. Its product is annotated as 40S ribosomal protein S19-like. The record is from RefSeq and is a predicted model, not a curated record. Gene Ontology annotation, molecular function: RNA binding; structural constituent of ribosome. The coding region runs from base 91 to 555 and encodes 154 amino acids. NCBI's taxonomy places the organism in Eukaryota, Metazoa, Arthropoda, Insecta, Hymenoptera, Apidae. Gene Ontology annotation, biological process: translation; ribosomal small subunit assembly. Gene Ontology annotation, cellular component: ribosome; cytosolic small ribosomal subunit. The transcript is spliced from 3 exons.